This is a messenger RNA of Cyanistes caeruleus (blue tit), 2834 nucleotides long. It is a transcript of the gene TAF1C, whose product is annotated as TATA-box binding protein associated factor, RNA polymerase I subunit C. NCBI's taxonomy places the organism in Eukaryota, Metazoa, Chordata, Aves, Passeriformes, Paridae. Gene Ontology annotation, cellular component: fibrillar center. Gene Ontology annotation, molecular function: protein binding; RNA polymerase I core promoter sequence-specific DNA binding. Gene Ontology annotation, biological process: transcription by RNA polymerase I. The record is from RefSeq and is a predicted model, not a curated record.
CCAUGGAGUUCCCGGCCGUGCUCUUCCCCUCCUACUUCGGCGUCGGCCCGCCGCGGGAAGAGGGUGGCUCCGCGCCGGUCGCCGGCUGGGGCGAGCACGGGCAGGUGCUGGAGGGUGGCCCCGGCCGCCGCCAGGUGCAGCCGGCGUUCGUGCCCCGCCGCGGCGUGACGGGUGAAAGGUGGGAGGCCGCCGACCCUGCGGCUGUGCCGGUGCUGCUGCCCAGCGAGGACGGCUGGAUCCCCUUGCCCGCGACUCAGGACAUUUUGUACAGCAGCGGCCUGUGCAGGAAGCUCCGGGCAGGCAAGUCCGGAGCCACUCUAGACUUCGCUAAGCAGCUGGGACAUUUCUUUGUGGAUCACCCAGAAGACGCUUUUGGCUCCCUGGGGCACCUGCUGCACAAGAACUUCCACCUGGGAAACUCCAAACUGAAGAGACCAGCCCGGAGUAGCACCAUCCGGAUGACAGCCCUGGUGGAGGACAUCGACCGCCUGGAGGCUCGACGCGGCUGCCCCCGGCAGCACUUGGCCUCCCGCCUGCGCUGGUUCUCCCACCUCUGCCGUGACUGGCUCUUCGAGGUGCCACUGGGGCUGCUGGCAGACUGCCUGCACGAGGAGCUGAUGCAGCAGUGGUCCAACUUGCUCUUUGACGACAGUCUCACUGGGGGGGCACUGGCCUGGUUGCCCCCUGAAGACGGGGGGACACCCGUGGGCCGCCUGGUGCACCCUGGAGGGAAGGCCAUGAACCACCUCUAUUUCCAGGAUGUGGUGCUGGAAGAGCUGCCCCGUGCCCGGGGCUCCCCAGCACAGUUUGAGCUCAGUGGGCGCAUCCGGCAAGUGGCUGCAGCCCGUGUGGAUGGACAAGAUUUUGUUGGCGUCCGUUCAGACUAUCACUGUGGUGUUUGGAGGGUGCCGGGCAAGGCAGGGGCAGCUCCCACCCCACUACAGGUGAUCCACACUGAUGUGCCUGCCUCCUGCCUCACUGUCAGCCCUCACCUUCCCGGGGAGCUGUCUGUCUGCACGCAGAGCGGGACCGUCUACCUCUGGAGCGUUGAGACCGGGCUGCAGCAGCUCCGCCAUGACCCCCAGACCAUGUUUUUUCGGGACCAUUCAUCCUGGCGCUGGAGUGACUUCACUGCCCACCCACGGGUGCUCAGCUGUGCUGACCGCACGGGCCUGCAGUGCCUAGAUGCCCGGGCCCCCAAGAGAUGCCACUUCGACUUGUUCAAGGUGGGCGAGGAAGCUGGCUGCCAGCAGGGUGAACGUGUGGUGCUGCCCAUGUACCUGGGCAGGGCUCACCCCUCACAGUACCUUGUCACCACCCAGUUCUCCAUGUAUGUGCUGGACGAGCGGUUGCCACUGAUGCCUGUUCUGAAGUGGGCACACAUGAUGAAGGCCCCUCCGGUCUUUGCACACCUGAUGCCAGGCAAACCCGGGAGGAGCCACAAGGUGCUGCUUGGAGCAUCCCACACCCAGGAACUGUUGCUGUUGCAAUACCGGGGGGGCAGCCAGUCAGCUUGUCAGCUGGCUGGGACUCCACAGAAGCUGCACAGUAUUGCAGGGUGCCUGCAGCAUCUGCCCACCCAGCUCCCUCACCGUCACCACAUGCUCCAGCAGCGCCUCACAGCCCCAGCAGCAGGGCUGGCUGCCACGCUGGAGGAGGAUGCACUGCACAAGUCCAUGUUGGUUUUCCAGCUCUCUGAGGCUGGGGAUGUCUUCUGCCAGAGGCUGACCCACAAGCCAGCACAGCCCCCUGCACCCCCAUCAAGGGAUGAGGUCACAACAGCCCCUGGCUCUUCCCCUCUCUUUGAGGCUCCAGCCAGCAGCCCACAAGGCUUGGGCGGUGAGGAAGAAGAGGAGGAAGAGCAAACAUUCUACUUGUCCAACCUGGAGGUGAUUAUCGAUGAUGAGGAAGAGGACAUGGGCACACCAGCACCCCUGGAGGAAGCUGAACUGCAGGAGCCCUGUGCGAACUCCCAGCCCUCCCCAGAGGUACCCAGCCCAGCUGCAGCCCUGCAGUACCGACGCUGGCUGAGGGCACUUUCCAGGGCCUGCAGGGAGCCCCCCCAGCACAGCUGGCCCCCCAGCCUCAGCCAGAGGCGCCUCUUCACCCGCAAAGAUCUGGAGGGGCCAGCAGGCCCCAGCAGCCUGCAGAGACAGAUGCGCCAGCGGCUGCGGCAAACCAUGCAGGAAGGUGGCCGCAUCCAGCGCUGGGAGCCUUUGGCCCUCCAGCCCCCUCCCCAGCCACAGACCCUGGAGCCUGUAGAUGGUCUGGACCCCCUAAGUGUCCGUCUGACAGCAGCUUGGGCUGGGGACUGGGAGCAGUGGUGGGAGGAGAGGACAAGCUUCAGUGUGGCACAGAGGCAGCGGGCUCUGCGGGAGCGGCGGCGGCGGCAGAAGCGAGCCCGGGGCCACCGCAGCCUUUCAGCCAGCUUCACCUCCUCCCUCACCUACCAGUCUGAGCUGUCUGAGCUGAGUGAUACGGGCCUCCCACUGCCCUCCCCUGGCCGCCCACCCAUUCUCUCCCAGGAGGGCUCCCCACGAGCCAGCAGCCCCCCACUUCACAGCCCCCCAGCCUCACCAGUGCCCGAUGAAGCCCUGCUGUCUUCACAGAGCCUGCGUUGCCGUGGCAUCCCUAAGGAGCGGCGGAAAACACUGCGGGACUACCUGUCCGUGUGGGCAGAGGGGCCCCCCGAGCCACCAGAGCCCCCUGGUAGCCAGGCCAGCCAGCUGUGCAUCCCUUCUUCGCAAAGCCAGCUGUCCUCCGCCUCACAGCCCCUCCGCAAGCGCCCACGAAUGGGCUUCUGAGUGCAAAUAAACCUGCUUGGUACAGCAUUC